Fundulus heteroclitus (mummichog) is the source of this 3332-nucleotide messenger RNA. It is a transcript of the gene dgkaa, whose product is annotated as diacylglycerol kinase, alpha a. Gene Ontology annotation, biological process: lipid phosphorylation; diacylglycerol metabolic process; intracellular signal transduction. The transcript has 24 exons. The coding region runs from base 236 to 2428 and encodes 730 amino acids. The record is from RefSeq and is a predicted model, not a curated record. Gene Ontology annotation, cellular component: plasma membrane. Gene Ontology annotation, molecular function: calcium ion binding; ATP-dependent diacylglycerol kinase activity. Lineage: Eukaryota; Metazoa; Chordata; Actinopteri; Cyprinodontiformes; Fundulidae.
GUUCUCACUCACUCUCUGCCCUGCACUAGUUCACCGCUUUCACUCCCACCGACUCCACCGCCUCGGCUUGAAGUUGGCCGCUCUCCGCCUGCUCCUCCUCGGCUGGAGAGGAAAGCAAUUAAAAGCCAAAAAAAAAAAAAAAAAAGAAAGAAAGAAAGAAAAGGAUUUUUGCCCGGGCUGCGCCGCGACGGAGCGUCGACAGGAAGGCAGGCGGUUAGUGCAGAAAGCAGGCAUCAUGUCCACCCCCACAAACCCAGAGGUGAAGGAGCUGAACCCUGUCGACUUCAUCCAGCUUCAGCAGUAUAUUGAAUACUGCAGCUUGAAGGUGAAAGACGUGCUGAGGGAAUUCGAUAAAGACGGCCGGCUGGCCCAGCACAGACACGGAGAGUGCAUCAACGAGGAAGGCUUUCGCCAGUUCCUAAAGACCUACUUGGAAGUGGACUUCCCUCCAGACCUCUGCCAGCGGCUUUUCCGCUCCUUCCAGAACUCUGAACCCGCCCAGGAAGGCGGCACCAAGGAGGUCUUCCUCAAGGAUGUGUCGUGUUACUUCUCCCUGCUGGAAGACGGCCAACCCAGGGACAAACUAGAGUUCGCUUUCAGGCUUUAUGACAGAGAUGGAAACGGAGUCCUCGACAGCUCUGAAGUAGAUCGGAUCAUCGCUCAAAUGAUGCACGCCGCCGAAUAUCUCGACUGGGACGUGUCCGAGCUCAAACCGGUACUGAAGGACAUGAUGACAGCGAUUGAUGCCGACUCCAGCGGCACGGUGUCUCUGGACGAGUGGGUGGAAGGAGGCAUGAACAACGUUCCUCUGCUCGUCUUGCUGGGCCUGAAGAUGACCCAAAAAGACGGGCAGCACCUUUGGAGGAUGAAGAACUUUAACAAGCCUGUUUACUGCAACGUGUGUCAAAGCAUGCUGCUGGGUUUGAGGAAACAAGGCCUGUGCUGCACCUCCUGCAAAUAUACGGUUCAUGGGCGGUGUGCUAACAAGAACCCCGCUCCCUGUGCCAGGACGUAUGUGAAGUCAAAGAAAGAGACGGGGGUUCCAGUGCAUGACUGGGUGAGUGGGAACUGUGAUUCAAGAAAGUGUGAUAGAUGCCAAAAGAAGAUCAAGAGCUUCCAAGGUUUAACAGGGAAACACUGUGUGUGGUGCCACACGAUGCGUCAUGAUGAAUGUGCAGCCCUGGAGCCAACGGAGUGUACCUGUGGGACGCUCAGAGACCACAUCCUGCCUCCAUGGGCUAUAUAUCCUGUUAUAAAGGAGAGACCAAACAACAUGAAAAACGGCUGCUCGGGGUCAACAGAUGACAGCGACCUCAAUGUCACUCCUGACGGACAAGUGCUUCAGAUCAGCCCUGUGCCAAAAACUCAUCCUCUUCUGGUGUUUGUCAACCCUAAAAGUGGCGGCAAGCAGGGAGAAAGAGUCCUGCGUAAAUUUCAGUAUUUACUGAAUCCAAGGCAGGUGUACAACCUUUCGAAUGGCGGCCCUGGAGUGGGACUGAGUUUCUUCAGAGACCUGCAGGACUACAGGAUCUUGGUGUGCGGUGGAGACGGCACGGUCGGGUGGAUUCUAGACGCAAUAGACAAAGCCAAUCUGCUGGUGCGGCCUCCCGUUGCCGUGCUUCCUCUGGGCACAGGAAACGACCUUGCGCGAUGUCUGCGUUGGGGCGGAGGAUAUGAGGGCGAAGAUCUGGCUCGCAUUCUUAAAGACAUCGAGUGCAGCUCCCAGGUGCUGAUGGACCGCUGGAGUGUGCAGGUUAUACCAGACGAGGUUCAGGAGAAGGGCGAUCCUGUGCCGUACGAAAUCAUCAACAACUACUUCUCAAUUGGAGUUGAUGCCUCUAUUGCACACAGGUUUCACACAAUGAGGGAGAAGCAUCCUCAGAAAUUCAACAGCAGAAUGAAGAACAAGCUGUGGUAUUUUGAAUUCGCCACUUCAGAAACCAUCUCUGCUUCCUGCAAGAAACUCAGCGAAAGCUUAACGAUAGAGUGCUGUGGCACGCCCCUAGACCUCAGUGGCAUAUCCCUGGAGGGGAUUGCUGUCCUAAACAUUCCCAGUAUGCACGGUGGCUCCAACCUAUGGGGUGAAACCAAAAAAGCGGAUCCUAAAGGGCAAGCGACUCAGGAGGAGCCUGAAGUGAUUGUCGAACCGGAGAUCCUGAAAGUGACUUCCCAAGACCUCAGUGACCGCCGGCUGGAGGUGGUUGGCCUUGAAGGAGCCAUGGAAAUGGGACAGAUCUACACUGGGCUGAAAAGCGCCGUGAGGCUCGCUAAAACCUCGCAGAUCACCAUCAGGACAAAGAAGGCAUUGCCAAUGCAAAUAGAUGGAGAGCCAUGGAUGCAGCCCCCCUGCACGAUUCAUAUCACACACAAGAAUCAAGCGUGUAUGUUGAUGGCUCCACCAACCAAACCAUCAGGUUUCUUCAAAUAAAGCUGACCGUCUCAAUGCAUGUUUCUCAGAUAUUCAGGACUGACACUUUUUGAUAUAGAAUCAUAGUAUGAUCUAGUAUAUUUGCAUUAUAAGAAAGAAAAGAUGACCCCUCCCCCCAACAUCUAGUCUCCGUCACGCAUAUUUCAAGCAUGGCAUCAUAUGAAUGCAGACAGAAUGGUAAGCUAUGUUUGCUUUGUGGCCAAAAGGAUUUUGACCAAAUGAUCUCAGUGUUUUAGUAAUACUUUCCCCUCCUGCUGUUUCGAAGCUUGACAGUAGGUGGAAGUGCUGCUCUUUAGAAACCUUAAUCGAGGUUUAAGUGGCUACGGUUUUAAAUAGGACAACCUUUUGGCUUCAUGUGCCUUUACAAUCUGUUCUUCUCGGUUAUGAUUAGAUAGAGGACAGAGUUCUGGGUAUAUUUGCACUUGGAGCAUUGACCACGUAGUAUUCCUGUUUUAUUCUGGCUGUAAAUAUGCUCUGAAAGCCAAAUGUAUGUCAAACUCAUUUCAGAAACUACGGUGCGAAAAGAAGCACCUUCAUUUGAAAUUCAGGUUGGAGAUAUUUUAACUUUUUGUUUAUUCAUUUCAAAAGAUACUUGAAAGUGUUUGGGGGAACAGAAAAGCAAGCUGUUCCUCUCUGUAUUUUUUCCCAAGUUUUUCUUUCUUUGUGUGGACCAAAUCUGGUGUGUCUGGGUUUGAUUAAGAGCAGAUAGUUACUCUUAUAGGAACAUAAUAUCAAUACAUGUUCUUCUCUGAAUGUGUCAUGAGUUAGACAAUUGAUUGGGGCUAUUUAUUGAACUAUAUGUAGUCUUUAUUUAAUGCUUUAUUGGCUGUACCAUUUCAAUAUAUCAAGAGAAUGUAAAAGUAAUAACUUCAUGUAAAGAUUUUAAUAAAUUGUCUGGGCUUCA